UGCCUGAGCUGUCACACAUGCACAGCACUCCCUUCAUUCGGAAUCUCACUUUCUCCUGAUUCAGAGAGCAGCAGCCAGUAUGCUCAGAUUCUGCUUACUUGUACUCUUUCUGUUCAGAAAAAGUGUGAGCCCAGUGGUUGUUGUCCAGCCAAAUGUCCUGGUGACCUCCAGUCCUGGAAAAUCUGUGACUCUGAGAUGCUCCAUAUCACACUCCACUGCUAAUUACUUCUCCUGGUUUAAACAGGUCCCAGGACAGGCUCCCAAGUGUAUAUUAACAGUGUAUGCUCACUCAUCUCAAGCUACACGGUAUGGAGAAUUCAUAAAUGAUACCCGCUUUGAAGUGUCAAAAAACAUCAGCAGUUUGAACCUCAUUAUUUCAAAAACAAAACCUUCAGAUGUUGGAACUUAUUACUGCGGGGUCCGUGACUAUGACCUGUUGCUAUUUGGAAAUGGGACAUUUUUAGAUCUUAAAGGCUCAGAAUCAAUAAGCAGGAGUGUUGUUCAGCAGCCUGUGUCUGCCCCAGUCCGGCCAGGAGACAAUGCAACCCUGCAAUGUACAAUACACAUGGAGACCUGUGCAGGAGAUCACAGUGUUUAUUGGUUCAGACAUGACUCAGAAGAAUCCCUUCCAGGAAUAAUUUACACUUAUGAAAACAGGAGUGAUCAUUGUGAGAGGAGCUCUGUGACUGGGGCUCCUACACAGAAUUGUGUCUAUAACCUCCCCAAGAGGAACAUCAGCCCCUCUGAUGCUGGAACUUAUUACUGUGCUGUGGCCACUUGUGGGGAGAUCCUGUUUGGAAAUGGGACCCUGUUGGACAUUUCAGGUAUGGCUAACAUUGAUAACAUUGUCCAGCCCAGCAUCUUGAAGAUGGUUCAGCCUGGAGACAGUGUUACUCUGGAAUGCUUUUUACCUUUUGACAAAAUUUCUUACAUGCUUUGGUUCAAACAGACAAUUGGACAGGGACCUCGAUGUAUACUAAGAUCAUAUUAUUUGUCUAAUGACACCACAUUUUUUGAUGAGUUUAAAAAAUCACACUUCAUGGUGGAAAAGAACACAGGAAAAGGAUUUUUUCACCUGAUAAUUUCUAGAACAAAGAAAUCAGAUACAGCAACGUAUUACUGUGCAACAGCUUACACAACACAAGUUAUGUUUGGGAACGGAACCCUCGUGAUCGUUAAGGAGUCAGGGUUGAUAAGCAGGAGUGUUGUACAGCAGCCUGUGUCAGUCCCAGUCCAGCAAGGAAAUAAUGUGACUCUGCAGUGCACAAUACACACUGAGACCUGUGCAGGAGAGCACAGUGUUUAUUGGUUCAGACAUGGAUCAGGAGAAUCCCUUCCAGGAAUAAUUUACACCCAAGGAAACAGGAGUGAUCAGUGUGAGAGGAUCUCUGUGGCUAAGCAUCCUACACAGACCUGUGUCUAUAACCUCCCCAAGAGGAACCUCGGCCCCUCUGAUGCUGGAACUUACUACUGUGCUGUGGCUAUAUGUGGGGAGAUCUUGUUUGGGAAUGGAACAGAGCUGGAGAUUACAGGUAAAGGAAAUAUUGAUCAAAUUCUAAGUCAUCCCUUUUUCCUUGGCUUGUUGGUAUCUAAUGCCGUUUGUGUGAUGGUGAUCGUUGUUCUCAACUAUGCAAUACUGAAGAAAAAAAGCAAUCUGUGUACAGGACAUAUUUCUCAGCAGAGCCUCCAUGAACACACCACUGUGGAUUCCUCAAAUAAACAGAACGAGGACACAGAUGUGCUGAAUUAUGCUGCCUUGAGCUUCGCUGACUCUAAAACUAAGACUGGGAAGAAGAGGAGAAAAACAGACAGACAGUCUGUGUAUUCUGAAGUCAGAUAUGAACAGCACAACUGAAAAUUAUGUUUCUGCAUUCCAAAAACGAAUAGUAACAACAGUUCUAAAUUUGAAUGAAACAAAAAGACUGAAGUGCCUCUGUUUCUGCCUCUUUGGCACUGUUUGUAAACAUAGAAAAUAUGUUCUACUAUCUUAUUGAUAUUCUGUGAUAAUACUGUAAUAAUACUAAUAAAAUGUAAAACUAA
Messenger RNA from Lepisosteus oculatus (spotted gar), 2040 nucleotides. RefSeq lists its product as uncharacterized. Lineage: Eukaryota; Metazoa; Chordata; Actinopteri; Semionotiformes; Lepisosteidae. The record is from RefSeq and is a predicted model, not a curated record. Gene Ontology annotation, biological process: response to bacterium.